UUCAUGCCACCAAGUAAGUCUGAUUUCAUGAGAAUCACCCAACUGUCAAACUUACCUGUGUUUCGGCUGAUACCAGAAGAUGGAAAUGGGCCUGUCAAAGUCCUUCACCGUAAUCAUAUUCUGCCUCUGGGACAGGAAGUGUGUUUGGAACCAGCGCAAAACCCAGACAUUGUCCCAAAGAGACGAUUGAGAAGGAUGAAAAGACACCAAACCAAAGUUGAUGAAAAAGGCACAGUCAAAGUCCCUGAAGUGUCAGGACAAGAGGACAGGAAUGAUGAAUACACAGAUUCAGAGGAUGGAACAUUUUACAUGCCAUUCACAGUGCAACAUACCAGAAAAUCUGAUGAAACACCAGAACCAUUCAGUGUAGAUCUCGAUUUGCAACCUGAAGAUCACGCUGAACAUUUGCAAGCUGGUCAAGAAGCGCAAAAUGCUGACAGAGAGGUUAGACCUGACCUGAUUGAACAGUCUGACUACCAAGAGACUUGCACUACAGAGACAGAGACUCAAGACACAAUACCUCUUUGUCCAGAGACUGACUCAGGAGAAGACUUGGAGACUGACAGUGAGACCAGAAGAUCUCAAAGACUUAGGAAAGCUCCAUCCAGAAUUACUUACGGCACACUGGGUAAUCCUAGUGUUUGUCCAGUGAAAUUUGUUUCUUGUUUUUACAAGUGGAUAAGCACCCUUUUCAUACCUUAGUUGGGUUUCUCUUGCCUUAUUCCUUACCAAGCCAUGAGGGCAUGACUUUUUUUGGUGAGGGGAGUGUGUAAAAUAUUCACUUUGGUUCAUGUUGAAAAAACAUUGAUAAAUAUUAAGGAAUUCAUAAAAAAAUUCAUAGUUCAGUUGUAAGAAAAAAAAAAGUUGAAUUCCAGAUCCAUUUAAUUUCUUUAUUAAUCUUUUUGGUUGUGAUACUUUGAGUGCCUUACGUUAGACCGGAAGGGGAAAGAGAAAAAGUGGGACUUGCGAUGCGGAGGAGGACGGAAGGUGUCGUGCAGGUGCAAGCAGGAGACAUGCGUUUGAAGAGACUGAAAGUAAUUAAAAGCAGAACUACCUUGAGCGUGUGUACCAGUUCCUCAUAUCCGUGGACUGCAGAGGAGUUUUUUGAACGACCUGCACCAAAAAGGAAGUCGGGAGAAGAGAUGUUCCCAGUGGGCAGCUGAAGUAAUUACCUUGUUAAGAGCCAAACGGGAGGAGAGACGGUGUUGUUGCCAGUGAAACCACCCUCACCUGCAUGGAGGACCAGUGAAAGGAGUUUCUGCAUGCACAUGGUCACUCUCUGGGUCUUGAGGACGAGGAUUUGCUCCAGACUGAUUGAUAAGGCAGUGCUGACCAUCAUGACGGAUGAGCAAAUGGCUAAAUAUCUCCCCUCAUAUGGUGAUAGAGUUGCCACCCUUUCCUUUUGCCGCCAAAGAAAUAGCAGCACCAACACUGACAAAGACAUUCUACUUCAGAGACUGAAAGAAAAAAUUGGAACACGGAAAAUGAAAUCAAAAACAAAAAGAGCACUCACUGACACACUAAAUGCACCACAAACUAAAAAGGACAUGACACGAUCCGGGAAUACCUCAGCUGAGAAGACUACCAGGAAGAUUGAAGUUGGGUGGCUUCAUUUUAGCAGUAACCAAUAUAAUCAAGUGAGGACCAGAAAUGGUGGUGGUACGAGACAUACAACAGUGGAAAAAAAACAACUGUUGCCCAGAUUUUGGAAAUGGCAAAAGGACUAUUUUUUCCAAAUGGGAAUUCAACGAAAGGACCUGUUGAGGACUUUACUUUCACUAUCUGUGAUUUUAAAAGAAACCAGAUACCUAUGGAGGACACUGUUGGCAACAUCUAUGAACAAACCAAACUGAGGCUGCUUAGAUUUUAUCUUUGCUCAAAAGAAGCAGAAGUGGAUGAAGAUGGAGUUUUUUCUUCUGAGGUUUUCAGUGAGGAAGAAGAUCUGCAGGCCGCUGUACAUGAUGUCAGUGAUCCCACUGGAGAUGUGCUGGAACUGAGAUCGUCAUCUGAUAGUGACAAUGAGGAACAGGCUGUGGAUUUUCCAGUACUACAUCCAAUUUCAAGAAAACAAAGAACAUCUGAGACUGUGGCUUCUCAAAGUCCAGAGAGAUUACAUCAUCUUUAUUCAACCCCAACACACACCAGUCACAGUUCCAAACAAUUACAACCUAACGAUGGAUGUUCUGAAGGUUUUGAGGUUCUAGGAAUGGAUGAAACUGUGGAAUGGGACCCAGAAGAUCACACCAGCAGAGAAAGUGAUGACAACGUAGUUGUGAUCACACUGAAUUGUGACCAAGAGUAUGAAGCACAGAGUUCCCAGCACAGUGAAUUACUGCUGAAAGGCUUACAUUUCCAGCUGUCUGAUGACCUGUAUACCGUACAGAAGCAGUCCGCAGAGGAAUCAGUCCAAAAUGUACAGGACAAUGGACAACUUCCCGGACCACCUGAUUUGCCUUUAGAUUCAAGCAGCCAGCUCUCCCCAUCAUCUACAGCUGACAAUUUGGAAAAUUCAGGGAACUCACAAUGUAUAUCAGUUCGCAGAAUCAAGGUUGUUGAUGAUCUUUUGUCUGUCUUUAUGGAUAGCAAGAUAAUGAAUAUUAAUCUUAAAAUGGUCAUUGUAAAUGAAAAAGCUGUUGAUGAUGAUGGAGUCUCUAGAGAAAUUUACACAGCUUUCUGGGAACAGUUUCUAGACUACUGUGAAGGGGAAGAUGAACGGGUCCCCAGAUUGAGGCCAGAUUUCUGGGAUAGUGAGUGGCAGGCUGUGGGUAGGAUCUGGGUGAAAGGACUACUUGACCAUGGUGUGCUACCUGUGAGGCUGUGCAAGGCUUUCAUUUUAGCCUGCAUUCAUGGCAUUGACUAUGUUGAUGAAGACAUUUUAAUGUUGUCAUUCCUUAACUAUCUCCCUUUAGUUGAAAGAUCAGCUGUGGAAAGUGCCCUUCAGGGUACAAUGGAUGACAGUAAUGAAGAUGAUCUGAUGGAUUUGUUCACUAGAAUGGGGUCUCAUUCCCUCCCUCCAAAGAACAACUUUAAGGCAGCUAUUGAAACAAUGGCACAUAAAGCAAUCUUACAGGAGCCUAAAUACGUUAUUGACUGUUUCGCCAUACCCAUGGCACAGGUACAGCAAAAACUGUCAGACAAAACUAGUGUGCUCUGCCUGUAUGACUCUAAACAGCCAACAGGCAAACGAGUGGCACAACUGUUAGAAACCACAAAUGUAAUGCUGUCCCAACGAGAGCAGACAACAUUUAAUUAUCUGCAGCGUUAUAUUAAAAAUGCAGACCAAUCUAAAGCAGGCCAAAUCCUCAGAUUCUGCACUGGUGCUUCUGUCAUUUGUGUCAGCAAAAUAAUGGUGUGUUUUAAUGUUGAGACUGGGCUAAACAGGAGGCCUAUUGGUCACACAUGUGGAGCUACUCUGGAAGUGCCCUGUACUUACAGCUCAUACCCUGAGUUUCGCAGUGAGUUUGAUAACAUUCUGUCAAGUGACUACUUUGAAAUGGACAUCCUAUAAACUCUAAAGCCUUAUGGAUCUAUAUUGUGUGUGUGGCAUCAGUGUUAUUUUACUGUUAUAUUUAUUCUUUGUUCUGUUGCAUUCAACCUUGAUGUAAGAAGUCAAGACUUCCUUUUGUCUGUGUUGUAGUUCACACGGUUGACACUUUUGGCACUGUUCGAUGUCCCAUGAAAAAGACUCAUUAGAUCCAAGGCUGAGGAAGUGGUUCUCAAACUAUGGUUAUAGGAACAACUGUUUGUAUACGGGCCUCUGUUGGUACUCUGAAAUCUUUAGCUGCUCUUCUGGUUUAGAUUAAUGUCAAGCCAAUGUCAAGUUAUAUUACUGUUUUAUUCCUGCUUUCUGGGCAGGUUCUGGUUACAUCUUGGUUUUGACCUGGUUCAAUCCUGGGCUAGUUUAAGGUGGUGCUUUGAAAGCCAAAUAUGUUUUUAGAUGGUUCAUGGUUUGAAACAUCUGUCACAAAAUCUGAUACCUGUGUUUUUUUUUGUUUUUUUUACAAAUUUGUUGGAUUUAUUUACAAAUUCUGCGGUUUGUGUUAUU
Molecule: messenger RNA, 4045 nt
Organism: Thalassophryne amazonica
Lineage: Eukaryota; Metazoa; Chordata; Actinopteri; Batrachoidiformes; Batrachoididae
Exons: 7
Coding region: 1712-3508 (598 amino acids)
Molecular function (GO): ubiquitin-protein transferase activity
Source: RefSeq, a predicted model, not a curated record